AUGCCUAGAAACAUCGAAACCCCGGGGGACACUAAGACGCCCGAAACUACCAAGAUGCCCCCAAUUACUGAUGUGCCUGACGAACUUGGAACUCCCGCGAACACAGAGGCCUGCGAAGAACUCGAGAUGCCGGAGGACACUGAGAUAACCAUCCCCAGCACUGCGAGACAGGAGCUGGACGACCAAUUACACCCUCUCUACGCGUAUGACUUUCUAACCAGGGAUCAAUACCUGGCUAGAGUCAGAUCCGCAGAGCGUCUUUUGAAUACUGGAAGUGAGGGCUGGGAUUUGGAGCCGCCACAAAUCCGACAAAGAUAUCAGAGGUUGAGGAUCCGACUUACUUCUUGGAUCCUCUACUUUGUAAACAACGACGUCGGGAGUUUACCAAGCGCAAAAACAAAUCUCAUCAUCGCCAGUCUGGAGGGGUAUUGUGUCAAGAAGGAUUGGACUAUCCUGCAAGAACAAUUGCCAGCUACCGUUCACAAGCGCCUUGGAACUCUCUUCGCUGAGACCCUCAUCAACAAGUUCAUCAUGGAGAAGAUCUUUUCGAACCCAUUUUGGUACCUUGACGGGAAGGUGGAUCUCGCAGACCAGGGAGAAGACAAAUGUUUCCCAACAAAGCUGCAUUAUCUCUAUCAGCGGUUCUUCAAGAAGAAUGCCAACCGUCUCACGGCUCGCGCACCCUUUCUGGUUGAUGAGGUUCUGGCUAGUGAGCCACUCAGCCUGUUACUCAGGGGGCCCUUGAAGAAGGAUGAGGCCCUCGAGCGGCGAAAUCAUCUCAUUGGUGUUUUCAAACAAGCCAGCACUGUGAUGCUUACCUGUGAAGCAUAUUUGGGUGGUCAUUUUGCGAUUCAACUUCUGCCAGAACUUGGACCGUUGUAUGACUGUGAGAGCGACUACAUGACCUUCCUCGGCUAUGAUCCGGAAAGUAGUAGCGACAAGUCCACAAUGAAUGGCCCUUCUGACUACGAUUCUAUAAGCACCAUUGUUGAGAAGGCUACAGUAGUGCUGGCAGAACAGACCAGCGGAAGCGAAAAGGCGGAAUCCCUAGAAGGGGAUCCAGGCAUCGAAGCUGCCGACAAUGAUGAAGGAAGGGUAAACCCGGAAGCCUUGAAGCAGACGCAUUUGGGGGAUACAGCUUCGGGACGGGGUCACGUAAUGGUAAUUAAGGCAUGGGAAUGA
Aspergillus neoniger CBS 115656 is the source of this 1182-nucleotide messenger RNA. RefSeq lists its product as uncharacterized. The transcript has 3 exons. The coding region runs from base 1 to 1182 and encodes 393 amino acids. Lineage: Eukaryota; Fungi; Ascomycota; Eurotiomycetes; Eurotiales; Aspergillaceae. The record is from RefSeq and is a predicted model, not a curated record.